GGGUAGUUGGCUGAGACCAUUUGUUUACGUCACGUGAUCCCGACAAGGCCCAAUGAAUUCAAACAACAAGAUGGCGGAUCAUUAACUGAACAGUUGCAAGGAUGUGUUUCCAGAUCUUCGUUUUUUCUUCAGUUUUGUCGCUUUUCAUGUAACCUUACUGGCCGUUUCCUGUAACCAGCAUGGUUUCGUUUAUUAUUUCUCGCCUCGUUAUUUUAGUGUUUGGCACACUGUAUCCUGCCUAUGCAUCAUAUAAAGCCGUCAAGACACGCAAUGUCAAAGAAUAUGUCAAAUGGAUGAUGUACUGGAUAGUGUUCGCAUUAUUUACAUGUAUUGAAACGGUGUCGGACAUCUUUGCGUCUUUGAUUCCAUGUUAUUACGAAGCAAAGAUUUUGUUCAUAUUCUGGCUCUUGUCACCAUGGACGAAAGGCGCCAGCUAUCUUUACAGAAAGUUCAUCCAUCCCACUCUGAGUAAAAGGGAAAAGGAAAUUGAUGAAUAUAUUGCUACCGCCAGUGACAAAGGAUAUGAAACCCUUAAACGAGUCAGUAAAAACGGUCUCACAAUAGCCGCCAAUGCAUUUAUGACCUCCGCUAUCAAGGGCCAGACUACAAUACUUGACCAAAUACGAGUCUAUACAAAUUCCCCUGAGAAGGGUCAUGAAGAUGAGAACUUUCAGAAAGAUGAACUAUCGCUUCCUAAUGAAGUUGAUAACCGGGUCAUAGAAGAACAGCAAAGUCAACCAGCGGAGAAAGAUCAGGAUGUGGCACCAAGCGAGGAAUCUCGAACCAACACACGUCGACGUAGACGACGUGACCUCAACAAGGAACUUGACCAAUCAGAUUCCAAUAAGAACCAACAAGACAAUGAGAGUAAUAUUACAAUGAAGAGAUAUAAUUAUGGGCAUUAUGCAGCAGAGGGUAGUGUUAAACAGUAUGCUAAAAGACACCAAGAGCUGACUGGUUCCAAAAGCUCCUCCUCUUCUCACCAUUCCACAAGAGCCACCAGAUCCUCAACCAGAAGUUUACACUCUUGAUGAAGCAGUGCAUCAUGGACAGUUAGCUGACCAUCGUGGACUGAGAUUAGGAUUAUAGUGUAACUCAAUCUGAGGCCGGCUGAACUAAGCUGUGGACAAAGUGUCUUCCAAAAGAUGCAACCAGCAGUCUGAUUUUUACAAAUAUGUGACAGUUACGUGUUUUGUAUAUUUUGUAUAUGGUAUUUGUUAUACUGUUUCCAGUAUGUAGUAUUUUGGGAAUAUGCACCCAUAAGCUGUGAUGUAUUAGAUUUACAUCACCAUGAACUAUGCACUGGGUUUAUAUGAUGGUUUUAUAAUGUUAUUUGUUUUUUUUGUUGUUUUUUAAACAAAAAAUAAAAAGGCUGAGUGCGAAUAAGACCUGAAUAGCAAAAAAUGACAUAAAUUACACUAUAUUUGUUUACUUAUAUAUUAGUCAUGCUCCGAAUCUGCAAGGGUCAUAUAGUAGAGCAACUUACAUAUUUCCCCAAAAAAAGUAUGACUGGUUGGAAAUGACCUCUUUCGGUAAAGCUGUUCUUUUUGUCUUCUCGUUGAGAGCUCAAUAUGGCCGCAUAAAUUAAACUUUCUGAACACUACUAUAAAUCAAAUGAUCAGUUACAACACUUAAUUGCAAUGUUUCUGUCAUUAACAUGCAUUUUAUACACAUUUUUUUUAAAAAUAAUUUUGAUUACCAAUUAGUAAACUUAAGAUAAUUAGCAUGAAUAGGGGUAAUGAACAUUUAUUGAUGUAUUGUUAAGUGUCAUGUUGGGUACAGGUGUUAAUUUAAUAAGUGCAAUGAAUUUACUGAUAGUUUCUUGUCCUGUGCAUACAAAUGCCUCAUAGUUUUCUAUAUUAAGAACACUAAUCAGUAAUCAGCAUGCAUGUCAGGGAGCCAAUUAAUGAUGGUCUUACAAAAGGUUUUCUCCUAUAUAUUAUCUAUCAGUGAAUUUGGUUUGUAUGUUACUAUCGCCACCAUGAUAUUGCAGAUUUCUGACUGUUCAUGUGUGUCAUGAU
Saccoglossus kowalevskii is the source of this 2021-nucleotide messenger RNA. RefSeq names its product receptor expression-enhancing protein 1-like. The record is from RefSeq and is a predicted model, not a curated record. Gene Ontology annotation, cellular component: endoplasmic reticulum membrane; cytoplasmic microtubule; endoplasmic reticulum tubular network. Gene Ontology annotation, biological process: endoplasmic reticulum tubular network organization. Gene Ontology annotation, molecular function: microtubule binding. Lineage: Eukaryota; Metazoa; Hemichordata; Enteropneusta; Harrimaniidae.